AUGAGUCAAAUUAGACGAUGUACAUCAAAUUCGGAAAAUCUAAAUUAUCUACCUACACCAAUCAGCCAUACGCCAUGUUCAUCGACUUUCAAGCGUUCUGAUGAUUCUGCAACGACGACGGCAAAUCGAAACAAGUUCGAAGCGACACGAAAGGUUUGUAUUUUCAUUUGUGUCUUACUGAUUUAGGCAAAAUGGCCGAUUCUGUGAAUCUUCAACCGACUUGGGUAUGGUUAUAAGUUGAUGUUAGAGAGGUACAGGGAUGUGGUAAACUAAUUUUAACAUAAUUAUCGCUAGAAGAUAGAUAGCGUUUUGAAAUUUUGUAUGAAUAUAGCGCAUGAUUUUUCAUAUCGAACUGUCAAAGGAAGUCAUUUAUUUUACAGAAUGAGGAAAGUUACAGUAGCUUUUCCGUACCCGUAUGUCUUUUCUUAGACGGUCUUUUACUUUUCGUCAAAACUUUUUUCAUAACAUAGGUAAAGACUCAAAAUUUUAUAUUAUUCUAGUAUAUUCUAUGUCUCAACUGAUGUGAAUAUUAAAAGUUUUCAGUUUACAAUAAUUCAGAAGUUACACUACUUGUACCGUACCUAUAUUUUUCAAUUUCGAAAUCUAAAACGCAAUAUUUAUAGUGGCACGAUAUGAUACACGCAUUUAUUGACGAAGUUCCACGUGCAGAUUGUCGAAAGUUUUUAAAAACUUACUCUGAUUCAUUUUCUGGUCAAUCAGCUGCUGAUGUGUUAACUGAUAUAUUACCCAGGAUAUUUACUGACAGGAAGUGUGAACGGUAAGGAAUGGGUUUGAAAGGUUUUGGAAGAGGAUUUUGAACCAUUUGUUUUAUGUUUUAAAGCUUGUUUUUAUCGUCUUUGGGGGUUUUUUUUUAUAUUGUUAUAGAUAUUAUUGCUGUAGUUAUGUUGUUGUAGAUAGAUUUUUUCUAAUUUUUUUGUGUUUUUUGCUUUGAUACUUAACUUAUUCUGUAAUUCUUGGCUAUAUCCUCUAAUUCUGGCUUAUUUCAGCGUAAAUGCAGUUCGAGUAUUAGAAAAAUUCAUCUCCGAUAGCAUAAUAGAAGACGUUUCGGGUGGGAAACAGUUCAAGGAUGACACGACUUUAUUUCGUCUAACAGAUAAAGCAAUAACAAAGUACAGCACAGGUGGACCGCCGCCCAAGGUGCGACGGGCCGCUUCAUUAAAUGACAAGGACCGCGCCACGCCCGUCUGCACCACCAAAGGCGACUACAGUCGACCAGUCAAGCUGACAAAGUCAGGCAGCUUUAAGCAGCGAUUCAGGAGGCAUGCGCCUAUAGUUUAAGAGUGCAGUGCAGUGGUUGUGUUGUGAAUGCUUUAGCUUUUGGGGGUUUUUGGUGUUUUAUGCUUAGAUUUUGAAUAUUUUGUGUUUUAGGCUUAUGAUUUUGAGGUAUUAACGUUUUUAAGGUUUAGGGGAUGUUUAAAAGAAUAUUUUAGGAUUAGGGAUAUUUUGAGUAUACUGAUAUAAUUUCAAGGUUACAAACGAAAUUUUAGGUUUAAAAAUGAAAUUUAUAGGUUUGAAAUAGACAUUUAGGCUUAGAAAUGGAAAUUAUGCCUAAAAAUGUUAUUUUCGGUUUUAAGCUGAAAUUUUUAGGCUUAAAACCAUAAGUUAGGCCUGAAGAUUCAAAUUAGGCUUAAAAUUUUGAUGUUAAGCUUACAAAUGAAUUUGUGUCUAAAAAUUUAAAUUUAUGCUUGAAAUUGAAAUUUUUAGGCUUAAAAAUGAAGUUUUUAGGCUUAAAAGUUUGGUUUCAGAACCAUUGUGAAGUAAAAGUAGUGAAAUAUUUUAAAAAAAGCUUUAGAACCUUUCUACCUAAAACAAUAUUUUUAAUUAGAGUGUGCCACGCUGUGUGUGUUUAUGUUAUAUUGCACCAAUAUAUAUCUAUACUCACAGUAAUAUCACUUUUUCAUUUAUUAGCACAUUAAUAUUGCCAUAUUUUUCAGUUUCCACUCCAAAACCUCGCAGAACUUCGCAUUCAAUUCGUCCCAAUCCUUCCAAACGCCAGUCCGCCGACCCGACAACGAAUCCCCACCGCUGGCUCAAAGCACGAAACGAUUCGCCAGAGUCAUCGACUACAACAACGACGAUCUGGAGUCGAGGCGACAGUUCUUGGACACACAGUUGACUGGAUUAUUGGACGGGCUUAUCGCUGAUAAGAAUUUGACUGAGCUGGAGCGGCAUCGGAAGCUCAUGGAUGUGAGUUUGGUUUUUAGACUUGAUUUGGGGGUAGGGGAAGGUGGGGGGGGCAGGACUGGGUAGGGUAGAAAAAUUUUUACAGGUUGGCUAGGGAAGGAAGGGGAAGGGCAAAAUAAUUUUGGGGGGGGGGCGGAAUUUUUUUUUGUUGAGAUAGCGUGUGGAACAGAAAAAAAAAUAUCCAAAAGGGACGGGUAGAAUUUAUAAAAAAAUUGGGCAGGGUAGGAUUUUUGUUUGAAAAAAAUUGGACGGGGCAAAUACAGAUCAACCAGUCCGUCUCUACCACAUAUUAGCCCCAUUUUCCCUUCCCCCUCAUUACUACCAAUCCUAGCCUCCCCCUGCGCCUCUCUCUAACCUACACUUUUGCCUGAUUUUCCCCUACCCCCCAUCAUAUCUAGACAUGGAGAAUGGGUCGGGCUCACUUUUCAGGUCCGGCCCGACCCAAAUAAUGCUCAGGCUCGACCCUAUCCCCAUGUCUAAUCAUACUCCCCCCUCCUUCUUAGCGCUUACCCUUGACCUCCCCAAAAUUAAAAAUAAUAUUUUUCUAUUUCCAGUUCAAGCACAACUACCCCAAGAUUUUCUCGGUCCGCUACCCAGACAACUCGUACGUAGCACCGCCGACCCCCCUCUUACACCGAAUCAAAGACUUUUUGGGCGGCAAUUAA
Messenger RNA from Bursaphelenchus okinawaensis, 2870 nucleotides. NCBI's taxonomy places the organism in Eukaryota, Metazoa, Nematoda, Chromadorea, Rhabditida, Aphelenchoididae. The record is from the annotation of a GenBank genome assembly.